UUGGAUAUUCACAAAAUGAGAAAAGAAAUUUUGUUCGAUAACGACAUCUGGAACUUUUUGGAGAAGAGUUUCUCCCCCGUCCCUGUCCGGCAUCCGCGGACCGCGAGCGUCAGUGUAGUGGAGAGUGAGUUAGUGAACACAAGUGUGCUGUUUAGCCCCGCGCGUGAUUCUUUCACCAUGGGGAGGAAAAGUCCAAGCAAGGAUCAGCAUCCUAUGUCCCAUAACUACAAGAUCGUUGUAGUUGGAGGUGGAGGUGUAGGGAAAUCAGCCAUCACCAUCCAGUUCAUUCAAAGUUACUUCGCUACAGACUACGAUCCAACCAUUGAGGAUUCGUAUACCAAGCAGUGUGUUAUCGACGACGUGGUGGCCAAGCUGGACAUUCUGGACACAGCAGGCCAAGAGGAAUUCAGUGCCAUGAGGGAGCAGUACAUGCGCUCAGGGGAAGGUUUUCUGCUGGUGUUCUCCGUCACUGAUCGUAACAGUUUUGAUGAGCUACCUCGCUUCCACAAACAGAUCCUACGAGUAAAGGACCGAGAUGAAUUCCCCAUGCUGAUGGUGGCCAACAAAGCAGAUCUGGAGCACCAGAGAGUGACAAGCAUUGAAGAAGCUCAUGCACUUGCCCGGCAACUCAAGAUCCCUUACAUUGAGUGCUCUGCCAAAAGCCGCACCAAUGUUGACCAAUCUUUCUACGAACUAGUGAGAAUAAUCCGAAAGUUCCAGGUAGCUGAGCGACCUCCAUCAAAGCCAGCUGCCAAAAAGGACAAAAAGAACUGUGUAAUUGUCUGAGGACUGAUGACAACUACAUUUAUGAAUGUGUAGACAAAUAACUAAACAUGGAACAGUUCAGAAGAAAUGUCAGAACACUAUGUGCAUUUCUGAACUAUAGUUUUCAUAAGCUUUUUGGUGGAACAUUUGAAUUUAAAUAAUGUGACUUGUACCAUGUGCUAUUGUGCAAAAAAACAAAUGUAGGGAAUAUGUUUUUUACAGGAAAAUGUGAUUAGGAACGAGUACAAUCCCUAUUUCAAAGUGAUUUCUGGUAAAAUUAUUUUAAUUCUAAACCAUGGGUUAGUGCAAAAAUAGAGUUUUAUCACAAGAUUUCAAACAACACUUAAGUAUUUCAUGAAUUUGAUUAAAGGUAAUGUAGAAUUUUGGAAAAAAAACAUGAUAUCAGUGUUAGAUGAAAAAUCCACUUGAUGUAAUGUAUUUCAGUAGCAGCUAUUUCACAAUUAUUUAUGUUAAAUUGUCACUUCCAGUGUUGUGGCAGAGGCUUGUGUAAUGUGCAAGGGUGCCAGUCUGACGCAUAAACUGAUGUAUAGUCACCUCUUGCAUGUCCAGUGAAGUGUAAAAAGAAAAUCUAAAGUACAUCCAUCUUAUAUUGGUGUUCUAGGUAGAUCUGAUGUAUCAGUAAGAGUACUUAGUGUAUGACUAUAUUGGGUAUGUUAGGUCACAAGUAGGAGUACAAUAUUAAUUAAAGAAAAGUUAACUACAUUAAGGUAAAGCCAGUCACAAGUAAAGGUAAACUUUGUGCUCCAGCCUUUAGUGUACAUCCCAUACUGAGAAAGUCCAAAGCCAUGGUAAUAAUAUGAUACUGAAAUCAGUGAAGAUAUACAGUAUGUAGAUUUAGAGAAAAACUACUAUUAUGCAAGUAUUUGUUCAACUUCAGUACACUCUAUUUGUUCCAUUCUUUACACUUAAUCUUAUAUUUGCUGGAACACCUGAAUAAAGUGGAUAUAUACAUUGCAUAUUAAGUUUUGAAUAAAGUGGAUAUAUAUUAUUCAUACGUAGCCAGUUUUGUGUUGAAUAUAAAAUAAAUAUAUAAAUAAAUUAUCUACCUUAAAAAAAAAAAAGUGGCAGACAAUUAUUUGAGGAGUAUAUAAUAUAUCUGAUAUACAUAACAGGAAAAUUUUUGUCUUCUUGACAAACAUACUUAUAUAUUACAUUUAUGUGUGUAAUGUGCCUUGAAUGGAGCUCUGAUUUAUGAAAAUUUAUUCAACGAAUAAAAAAAACCAUGAUCAUGUUAACGGACUAUAUGCCAAGUGAAUGGAAA
Molecule: messenger RNA, 2047 nt
Organism: Portunus trituberculatus (swimming crab)
Lineage: Eukaryota; Metazoa; Arthropoda; Malacostraca; Decapoda; Portunidae
Product: ras-like protein 2
Exons: 4
Coding region: 16-786 (256 amino acids)
Biological process (GO): signal transduction
Cellular component (GO): plasma membrane
Molecular function (GO): GTPase activity; GTP binding; GDP binding
Source: RefSeq, a predicted model, not a curated record